AUGGUCUUAUUUCACUGCUUCAGGCCGGAUUUUAUGUGGCCGGAUCGUGUCCAACCAGCCUUCAGUGAUCAACUUCCCCUUACUUCCAGUCCAACACACCCUCAAGAGGUUUUGACUAUGCAGGUUGCUAUAAAGACGGGUCUCCCAGUACCACGAGUUAUCUGCUAUGGAGAACAUCCAGAUACUCCCCAUGCACCAGUAUCAAUUCUUAUGACUCGCGUGCCUGGUCGUGGGUUGGGCCAAGCCUACGAAUCACUCACUGAUGAGGAUAGAAACUUAGUCUUACAGGAAAUCUACUCUCUAAUGGGUACGCCUAUAAGGAGUGUGCGCGUGCCCAAUCAUUCUCUGGGUCCGUUCGAGACUGAGAAAGAGUUGAAUGAGUAUCUUAUAGAACCUGCUUGGGCUGCAUACCACGAUGCUCUUGACCGCGCUAGAGUAAUGGAGAGAUUACCGCAUCGCAUUUUGUUUACGCACGGUGAUCUGCAACACCAUAACAUCCUAGAAUUCACUACAUCUGUAAAAGUUACUCGAGAAGACUUCUGGUGGUAUGGCUUCGUGGAAUUAGACUGUGAUCGCGCACUAUUCUCCCUAACCAGUGCCGUGUAUUACUGGUAA
Messenger RNA from Talaromyces proteolyticus, 615 nucleotides. RefSeq lists its product as uncharacterized. The transcript is spliced from 6 exons. The coding region runs from base 1 to 615 and encodes 204 amino acids. The record is from RefSeq and is a predicted model, not a curated record. Lineage: Eukaryota; Fungi; Ascomycota; Eurotiomycetes; Eurotiales; Trichocomaceae.